GACAUAUCUAUGGACUUUGUUUUGGAGCUGCCUAGGACCAAAAGGGGUAGAGAUUCUAUUUUUGUGGUUGUGGAUAGAUUCAGUAAGAUGGCACAUUUCAUUCCAUGCCAUAAAACAGAUGAUGCAACCAACAUAGCUGACUUGUUUUUCCGGGAGAUAGUGCGACUCCAUGGUGUACCUAGGAGUAUUGUUUCUGAUAGAGAUGUUAAAUUCGUUAGCUACUUUUGGAAGGUGUUGUGGGGGAAAUUAGGUACUAAGCUCUUAUUUUCCACUACUUGUCAUCCGCAGACUGCUGGUCAGACUGAAGUAGUUAAUAGGACUUUAAUUCAGCUUUUACGCACUGUUGUUCAUAAGAAUUUAAAAACUUGGGAGGAUUGUUUGCCAUUUAUAGAGUUUGCAUAUAAUAGGACGAUGCAUACUACAACUUCAUACUCUCCUUUUGAACUUGUUUAUGGAUUUAAUCCACUUACUCCUUUGGAUUUGAUGCCUUUACCUGUUGAUAACAGGAGUAGUUUGGAUGGACAAAAGAAGGCAGAGUUGGUGAAGUCACUUCAUGAGAGGGUACGACUUCAAAUUGCCCAAAAGAAUGAAAGGGUUGCGUCCCAAGCCAAUAAAGGACGAAGGCAUGUCAUCUUUGAACCAGGAGAUUGGGUUUGGGUUCACAUGCGCAAAGAAAGAUUCCCAGCCCAUAGAAGGACUAAGUUACAUCCUCGAGGAGAUGGACCUUUCCAAAUUCUUGAGAAAAUUAAUGACAAUGCAUAUAAAGUGGAUCUUCCAGGUGAGUAUAAAGUUUCUGCAACUCUCAAUGUUUCUGAUCUUUCUCCUUUUGAUGACAUAUCUAUGGACUUUGUUUUGGGGCUGCCUAGGACCAAAAGGGGUAGAGAUUCUAUUUUUGUGGUUGUGGAUAGAUUCAGUAAGAUGACACAUUUCAUUCCAUGCCAUAAAACAGAUGAUGCAACCAACAUAGCUGACUUGUUUUUCCGGGAGAUAGUGCGACUCCAUGGUGUACCUAAGAGUAUUGUUUCUGAUAGGGAUGUUAAAUUCCUUAGCUACUUUUGGAAGGUGUUGUGGGGGAAAUUGGGUACUAAGCUCUUAUUUUCCACUACUUGUCAUCCGCAGACUGAUGGUCAGACUGAAGUAGUUAAUAGGACUUUAACUCAACUUUUACGCACUGUUGUUCAUAAGAAUUUAAAAACUUGGGAGGAUUGUUUGCCAUUUAUAGAGUUUGCAUAUAAUAGGACGAUGCAUACUACUACUUCGUACUCUCCUUUCGAAAUUGUUUAUGAAUUUAAUCCACUUACUCCUUUGGAUUUGAUCCUGUUGAUGACAGGAGUAGUGGAUGGACAAAAGAAGGCGGAGUUAGUGAAGUCACUUCAUGAGAGGGUACUGCUUCAAAUUGCCCAAAAGAAUGAAAGGGUUGCGUCCCAAGCCAAUAAAGGACGAAGGCGUGUCAUCUUUGAACCAGGAGAUUGGGUUUGGGUUCACAUGCGCAAAGAAAGAUUCCCAACCUAUAGAAGGACUAAGUUACAUCCUCGAGGAGAUGGACCUUUCCAAAUUCUUGAGAAAAUUAAUGACAAUGCAUAUAAAGUGGAUCUUCCAGGUGAGUAUAAAGUUUCUGCAACUUUCAAUGUUUCUGAUCUUUCUCCUUUUGAUGGGCCUUCUCUUUUCCUAUAUUCUUUCCUUGUGAGUAGGGAAGUCCUCUUUUACGAUCGUUCUGAACUUGAGUAA
Juglans microcarpa x Juglans regia is the source of this 1728-nucleotide messenger RNA. RefSeq lists its product as uncharacterized. Lineage: Eukaryota; Viridiplantae; Streptophyta; Magnoliopsida; Fagales; Juglandaceae. Gene Ontology annotation, molecular function: nucleic acid binding. The record is from RefSeq and is a predicted model, not a curated record. Gene Ontology annotation, biological process: DNA integration.